Messenger RNA from Cercocebus atys (sooty mangabey), 504 nucleotides. It is a transcript of the gene PKD1L1-AS1, whose product is annotated as chromosome unknown open reading frame, human C7orf69. The record is from RefSeq and is a predicted model, not a curated record. Lineage: Eukaryota; Metazoa; Chordata; Mammalia; Primates; Cercopithecidae.
CGGGACACACACAGACGGGACUCUGUCCAUCCUGGUCAGCUUUCCUGAGCUGGGGACACCAGCUCACCAUGCAGCCCAGGCUUCUGAUGUCCCUGCCAAUCUGAUCGUUCUGCAGCCUGUUUCGUGGUCUACAGACUCUAGCUCAAGCUACAGGAUCAAGGUUCUACCCAUGGAAGGUUGGCGUCUGAGGUGUGUAUGGGUCUAAGGCUUAGAGCACUUGAAGACUUCCCCAUCAUAAGAUGCCAGGUCUUUUAUUGGGUACUGGUUCUUAACUCUGGACUUCUCUACAAGUUUUGUCAAACUAUCAAAUGCAGAGCAAGUUGGAGGCCUGCCAGAGCACCCAGAGGAUGGAAUGAAGCAACAGAGAGGCAUCAGGAAAGGAGAACACAGAUGGAGACAGAGGUGGGAGGCAUAAGCGCCACCUACUGGCAAACUUGCACUUGCAUAGACAGGAGGGCUGAAAAGUUGGUUGUGGAUGGAAAUAACUGCUUGUUUCACAAAUGA